ACACUGGACUAUGUGACGUCACUGGCUGUCAGAGUGGAUGGAUGGGGCUAACCUGCUCAAAUGAAUGUGAACGAGCAACAUUCGGCGUAGAUUGUAGCUCAACAUGUCAUUGUUCCACACCCGGAUGUGAUAGAGUGACCGGAAGCUGUACAGUGCGAGGAUGUGAGGCAGGAUGGCAAGGGAAUGCCUGUGAUCAUGAGUGUGAAACUGAACGAUUUGGCAAGAACUGUUCACAGACCUGUCACUGUGUUUCAUCUAGUUGUGACCAAUUCAAUGGGCAUUGCACGCACACAGGAUGUGAACCUGGAUGGACAGGAAUGGCUUGUGAUCAGGUCUGUACCACCGGACACUUUGGGAGGGACUGUACACAGACAUGUCACUGUGCUAUUCCUGGCUGUGACAGAUUCAGUGGACUGUGUACCCAUACUGGAUGUGAUGCAGGAUGGGAAGGUCCGACUUGUGAGAAAGCAUGCGACAUUGGUAAAUAUGGCCCAGAUUGUAAAUACAAUUGCAACUGUGCUACUCCCGGAUGUGACGUCGUGAGUGGUAACUGUAUCGUGCCCGGAUGUAGUGUUGGAUGGGAAGGGUCAGUUUGUGAUAUAGCCUGCAACGUCAGCUCACUUGGUAGUAACUGUACCGAACCCGGAUGUAAAAGAUUUACCGGAUUUUGUAACGUGUCAGGGUGUAAUGUUGGAUGGACAGGGCCGUCCUGUGACAAAGGUAUUCUAAUAAAUGGGUUUUUUGUAGUUUACGUAUCAACAUAUUUCAAAUAUAUAAUUUACGUUGUCUGCUACAUCUAUACAGUGAAUGUCAAUGAGAACUACGCCAAUCUUGAUUCAUCGAAAAUUGAACGAUCAAGCAACAUCUAUGAGACCAUAGGAGAGGGCAGCGAUUGCCGAGUGGUUCAGGUGUCUGACUGUCUACGAUUACUAGCCCUCAACCACUGGGUCGCAGGUUCAAGGCUUUUUGUCGACGUCGAUCGAUUUGGACAAGAACUACGCAUAUUUCGUCUGUCCUUCAGCAUGGCAUCUAGCAGGAGCAAGCACGAGAUCCUACAAAUUAUUGUCAUAGGAUGUUUGGCUGUUUUCCCUCAAUUUGUUUAUGCGUCAUACAACAUGGCAUUAGGAAAACCUACAUUGCAAAGCUCUACUGAGAGUGGAUGGGUUUCUGACAAAGCAGUAGACGGUAUAAUAGGGGCAGACGUCGAAUCCAAUGGAGGAGGAAGUUGUAGUUCUACUAGACCGUCCUGGUAUGAUGAGGCAUGGUGGAUGGUUGACCUAGAACAAAUAGCAAGGUUACAAACCAUAAAUAUAACAUAUAGACAGCUUUAUCCCUUUCGACUUUCCGGAUUUUAUCUUUAUGCUUCAAAUUCGAGCCGGGUGGAAAAUAUACAAAAUACAGGCUAUUUAUGUUACCAUGACAACACGAGGAAUCCGGAUCUACCGUCAGUCAACCAAUCUCGUUCUUGUCAUGUAAACGGGCGAUACAUCACAUUUUAUAACAAACGCCCAGCUGAUAAUGGACCGAAGUCUCAUCAAUACUACUCGGCAACAGUUGCUGUUGUGGAAUUGUGUGAGGUGCAGGUGUUUGGAUGUCCAGUAAAUCACUUUGGACCUGCCUGUAGCAACAUAUGUCAUUGUGGUGUGGGAGGAUGUGAUCCUGAUGCCGGACUUUGUGACGUCAAUGGAUGUCAGAGUGGAUGGAAGGGAACAGCGUGCUCUGAAAAAUGUGAAAUCGGCGAAUUUGGUGUAGACUGUAGACACACGUGUCAUUGUUCCUCACCCGGAUGUGAUAGAUUUAUCGGAAGCUGUACAGUGCCAGGAUGUGAGGCAGGAUGGCAAGGGAAUGUAUGUGAUCAAGAAUGUAGACUUGGCACGUUUGGUGUGGACUGUAUCCACACGUGCCAUUGUUCCACGCCCGGAUGUAACAAAGCUACCGGAAAUUGUACAGUGCCAGGAUGUACAGCAGGAUGGCAAGGGAAUUCCUGUGAUCAGGAAUGUAAACUUGGCACGUUUGGCGUGGACUGUAGCCACACGUGUCAUUGUUCCAAACCCGGAUGUGAUAGAUUUAUCGGAAGCUGUAAAGUGCCAGGAUGUGAGACAGGAUGGCAAGGGAAUGCCUGUGAUCAAGAAUGUAGACUUGGCACGUUUGGUGUGGACUGUAUCCAAACGUGUCAUUGUUCCACACCCGGAUGUGAUAAAGCUACCGGAAGUUGUACAGUGCCAGGAUGUACAGCAGGAUGGCAAGGGAAUUCCUGUGAUCAGGAAUGUAGACUUGGCACCUUUGGCGUGGACUGUAGCCACACGUGUCACUGUUCCAAACCCGGAUGUGACAGAGCGACCGGUAGCUGUACCGUGCCAGGAUGUGAGACAGGAUGGCAAGGGAAUGCCUGUGAUCUGGGUAAGAUGAGUUAAAUUGAAUAACAAAAUACUUUGAUUUCUGGGUUUUAUCUAUAAGACACAUUUGUAAUUAUUUAGUUUUAGAUCGGAUCGGGUUUACACGUUGUUAAU
This is a messenger RNA of Mizuhopecten yessoensis (Yesso scallop), 2510 nucleotides long. Its product is annotated as multiple epidermal growth factor-like domains protein 6. The coding region runs from base 42 to 2414 and encodes 790 amino acids. Lineage: Eukaryota; Metazoa; Mollusca; Bivalvia; Pectinida; Pectinidae. Gene Ontology annotation, molecular function: scavenger receptor activity. The transcript is spliced from 17 exons. The record is from RefSeq and is a predicted model, not a curated record.